This is a messenger RNA of Cladocopium goreaui, 2124 nucleotides long. Lineage: Eukaryota; Dinophyceae; Suessiales; Symbiodiniaceae. The record is from the annotation of a GenBank genome assembly.
AUGGAAGUGCUGCAAGAUCGCGCUCGACGGCUCUUGCGCAUCCUUGAUGUGAAGCUUAUCCCGAAAGAUGAGCAAAAAGGAGGAGCCGCUGGUGUCCUGUCGAUCAGCCGUGAGUCCGAACGUACCAAGGAACCACGACGGUCGCUUGUCGGUGGAAGAGUGCGCUUGCCUGCAGGCGACUGGGAUGGGCUCGCUAUUUGUGGUGAAGAUUCAUGGCUCUUUCCGAACGAUGCAAGCUUUGAACAAGUGCUUGAUAGCACUGACCGAAGCUUCGUCGACGCGGAUUUGCUCUGGUCGCUGCUGUCAGAUAGGCUCGAGAGCGAUGCGACGGGAGGGGAAGAGUGGCUUCGGAAACAGUACCGCUUGCUGCGAUCUCGUCAACCUUCUAGUGGCAUUGAUGUGUCGAAGAGCUUCACGGGAUCCAAGAGUCUCUAUUGGAUGCGCUCCAAAUCAGCGCUGGGGUCGCUGGAGAAGCUGUGGGAGGACUUUUGCUCUGCCUUGCAGGUGGAGGACAUCGACCAAGCCUUCAGUGCACUUUGGACUUCGAUGCAGGAAGUUCAACUCAAUAGUUCCAAGCCGUUUGGCCCCUUUGAAGCCUACAGCAAAUUGCUUCAGAGGAUGCCACUAUCCAUUCCGAGAUUCCAGAAGCAACUGGACUCAGGUGCCGAUCCGCUGAAAGGUGAAAAACUGGCGGUGAUUGGUGCUGGCCCCAUUGGUCUCAGGGCGGCUUUAGAACUGGCCCUCUUAGGAGCAGAGGUCCAUGUCUUCGACAGCCGUGCAUCCUUUAGUCGCAUGAACAUCCUGAAGUUGUGGGAUUGGGCAGCCAGCGACCUCUUAGAACUGGGUGCCAAGCAUUUGUUGCCCAACUUCCUGACUUACAUGGAUCACAUUGGAAUCCGCGAAUUGCAGGCGUUGCUUCUGAAGCUGUGUUUAUUGGCCAAGGUGAAGUUUCACUGGAAUAGCGCUUUCAAAGCGAUGAGUAAAAUCCAGUCGCCUGUCCGAGAGCGCUUACAACUGGUCACUCAAAAGGUGUUGACCCAAUCUGGGAAGCCGACCGGACAGGAGGACGUCCAGACAUUCUCCAGCCUCGUUGCAUGCGAUGGUGGCAAGAGCAAGAAGCACGACCGCAAAAUGGUGGGUGAAUUCGGGGUGGCCGAGCAUUUGGGCCUCAAACGUCACCGUGCGGACGGCCAAAGCGAAGAGCCCCGCAGUGAGAUCGCGGUGGUGGUAAAUUUUCAGAACCACAAGGAGGUCGAGGACCGCCUUCUUGUUGAAUGCCCACGUGGAGCUACUUCUGAUGAGAUUCCAUUGGUGAAGAGGUUGAUUUAUCUCCAAGGUGAGACGCAUUAUUUCAUCAUGACCGUGGACCUUGAUGUCCUGAUGAAGCAUGGUGUGGUUACCAGCCAGGACUUGGCGAAUGUGAACCAGCAAAACCUGGAGAUCUUGGCACGACAGGCCAGGGCCUCAGUCUCGGUUGUGGAGCAAGAUGGCUAUGUCGUGGAGCUCUACUCCUCAGAGGUACGCAGAAUCUACAGCGAGCACGACGGUGCGUUUGGCGUCGAUAUCCCCAGAGAUUUUUGGGCGCGGAGAUCGGUGGCCUUGGAUCCCUUGGGUCGGCCGGCCAUGUCGGUGUUUUCUUACCAUGCGGAUCUCACUUGGCUCUCUCAGCCUAUGUACCUCUUCGAUGAGAACUUGCCCGUCUUCUUCGCGGGGGAUGCCUUGCGAGAACCUUUCUGGCCCAUGGGCGAAGGUUGCAGCCGCGGCUUCAUGGGUGCCUUUGACACUGUGUGGGCUGUCAGGUGUUGGGCCAAAGGUCUUCGCGGGACGAGUCUCAUGAAGCUAAGAAGAAGCCUCUUUGACAUCGCCUCCCAGGUGAACCCCAAGAACUAUGGCAAGGACGUCUUUUUGCCUUACGAACAUGCCGCACCCUUUGCCGGCUUGGAAUGGCUCAGCGUGCCAGGACUCCGUUGGCCAGCGUGGGGCUUCGACGGUCGAAAACGACCCAUGAAGUACAUCUUUACAGUGGAUCCCAGAACCAGGUAUAUCUCCUACAAGGAAAAUCCUGAGGAGAAUCUGGAGCCGGAUACUGUAGCUUCGUUAAUGUGUUCGACGUGUUCAAAAUGA